AUGAGUCCACAUUUAAUUCAAAUUUCCAAAGCCAAAAAUGUUACUCAUGCUGACCUUAUUGCGUCUCUAACUCUCAAUGAUAGAGGUAACACCCUUAAUGCCUCAUAUUACCAUGUUGUGAACCCACUGACUAACAAUGUUGUUGGGGCAGAGUUUUCACAUAGCUUUUCCAGCAAUGAGAGUACACUCACCAUUGGCACACAACAUGCUCUAGACCUAAUAAGCUUGUUGAAAGCUCGGGUGAACAACUAUGGCAGGGCAAGUGCUCUGAUCCAGCAUGAGUGGAGUCCCAAAGCACGUUUUUCUCUAGUUGGGGAAGUAGAUACUGCAGCCAUUGACAAGAGUGCAAAGGUUGGCCUUGUUGUGGCCUUUAAGCCUUAG
This is a messenger RNA of Lathyrus sativus (Indian pea), 381 nucleotides long. NCBI's taxonomy places the organism in Eukaryota, Viridiplantae, Streptophyta, Magnoliopsida, Fabales, Fabaceae. The record is from the annotation of a GenBank genome assembly.